This is a messenger RNA of Beta vulgaris subsp. vulgaris (sugar beet), 1563 nucleotides long. Its product is annotated as pto-interacting protein 1. Bases 282 to 1367 code for a protein of 361 amino acids. The record is from RefSeq and is a predicted model, not a curated record. Gene Ontology annotation, biological process: protein phosphorylation. The transcript has 8 exons. Lineage: Eukaryota; Viridiplantae; Streptophyta; Magnoliopsida; Caryophyllales; Amaranthaceae. Gene Ontology annotation, molecular function: protein kinase activity; ATP binding.
AACUCAUCUCAAUAUUUUCAAGGAAAUUCAUAAAUUUGCAGCGUGAUCUUUUCUUACAAAAUUCUUCCUAAAGACUAAAGUACGCGUUUCUCUCUCAUCCUACCCGCACCUUUUGCUCACUCGCUUUUCCUUCUUACCCUUGCCUACUUUUUGCUAAACUCCAAAAACUCUGCUAAUAUCUCCAAUUUUUUCUCCUUCAUUUACACUAAUCAAUCUUUUGUUUUGGGAAUUCAUCGCGUACUUGCUGUAUUAAUCUUGCUUGCUACUCUUGAGGGACAACCAUGAGCUGUUUUAGUUGCUGUGGAGAUGAUGAUUUUCAGAGAGGUGGUGAUAAUGGAGCAUUUAUGACACAUAAUCCAUCUGGUAAUCAUACAGCUUAUCCAACAAAAGAAGAUAAGCCAAAGGACACCCAAACUGUAAAUUUUCAGCCUCCUGCAGUUCCUGCUAUAACUGUAGAUGAGUUGAAAGAAAUUACAGAAAACUUCGGAACGAAGGCUUUGAUUGGUGAGGGAUCUUAUGGAAGAGUUUAUUAUGGCACACUAAGAAGUGGACAAGCGGCUGCCUUGAAAAAAUUAGAUUCCAGUAAACAACCAGACCAAGAGAUUUUGGGACAGGUGUCAAUGGUAUCAAGACUUAAACAUGAGAAUGUGCUUGAGCUUGUGGGUUAUUGUCUUGAUGGCAACUUUCGAGUCCUUGCAUACGAGUAUGCUGCAAAUGGUUCUCUUCAUGAUAUUCUUCAUGGACGAAAAGGUGUCAAAGGAGCACAGCCUGGUCCUGUCCUCUCAUGGGCACAGAGAGUUAAAAUUGCUGUUGGAGCAGCCAAAGGGCUUGAGUAUUUGCAUGAGAAAGCUCAACCUCACAUUAUACAUCGUGAUAUUAAGUCCAGCAAUGUUCUUUUAUUCGACGAUGACGUUGCAAAAAUUGCUGAUUUUGACUUGUCAAACCAAGCCCCAGAUAUGGCAGCACGUCUACAUUCCACACGUGUUCUCGGAACAUUUGGAUACCAUGCUCCCGAAUACGCUAUGACUGGACAAUUGAGCUCAAAGAGUGACGUCUAUAGUUUCGGUGUCGUUCUCCUGGAGCUCUUAACCGGGCGUAAACCUGUAGACCAUACACUACCUCGUGGACAGCAGAGUCUUGUGACAUGGGCAACUCCAAAGCUUAGUGAAGAUAAGGUAAAGCAAUGUGUUGAUCCAAGAUUAGGAUCAGACUAUCCUCCCAAGGCUGUUGCUAAGAUGGCCGCUGUAGCCGCGCUAUGUGUGCAGUAUGAAUCUGAUUUUCGCCCAAAUAUGAGCAUCGUUGUUAAAGCUCUUCAACCGUUGUUAAAUACACGGACAGGCCCUCAUAAUGAAGCUUCACAUGUGUAAUUGUAAAAUCCCCAUUUGCUAAGGAAUGUCUGAUGUGUAUCAAAGUAUUACAUUGAUUUCUUUCAUACAUGAUUUGAGUAAUUAGUGCAAUGUAUUUUGUUGAAUGUGGAUUCUGGUCAGCUGCUGUAAGUCUGUUGUAAUGCAUAAAAUGUUGCUAUAACUUAAAAACUUCAACUUAUAGGUAGCAUUCUCUCUA